AUGGCGCUGCGCAGCUCGGCGGAGAUGUUCGACGAGGCGCAGCGCAUCGGCCACCAGCUGCAGCUCGACUUCGACCGCUACGACCGGCGCCAGGAGAUUUUCCGCAAGAAGUUCGCGGCCGAGACGCGCAAGCAGAACCAGGGGAUCUGCGACGGCGCGGUCACCAACAACGCGACGUCCUCGGGCGUCGCGGCGCUGCUGUUCGCGCAGCACGACGCUUCGCAGGGCGACGACGACGACGAAGGCUCCCGUCGAGGCAGCAGGAAGGGCUCGCUGUCGGGCGGAAGACGCCGCAUCUCGACUGAAAAGGACAAGCACCCCGAGGUGUUCCGCGCGCUCUCUUGCUUCUACAACCCGCCGGACGCAGCUACCGACGUGGUUUGCGAGCUCUGCUUCGGCUUCCGCAGCGCCUCGAUGGUGCAGCCGCUGCCUGCGCCCUGGACCGAGUACUGCGACGACACCUCGGGCAAGCACUACUUCUACCAUUCCGGCACGCGGCAGGUCCGGUGGCAGCCACCGCCGGCUACAGACCCACUCAGUGUGCUGGUGUUCGAGCGCACCAACUCGGUGUACACUGUCUGCCACUGCAUCCCGUCCAACGAGCGGCGCCGGCGACUCAUGCAGAAGUUCCGCGAGCACGCGAUGCAGAUGGCUCGAGCGGAAGCAGAGAAGCGGGACCGCCACCUGCGCGGCGCGUUCAUCUCCCUCGCGAUGUCGCUGGUGCCGUUCUCUGGGGACGGCAAGCAGCCGAAGAAAUGA
Molecule: messenger RNA, 759 nt
Organism: Phytophthora sojae
Lineage: Eukaryota; Oomycota; Peronosporomycetes; Peronosporales; Peronosporaceae
Exons: 1
Coding region: 1-759 (252 amino acids)
Molecular function (GO): protein binding
Source: RefSeq, a predicted model, not a curated record